Molecule: messenger RNA, 1845 nt
Organism: Bombyx mori (domestic silkworm)
Lineage: Eukaryota; Metazoa; Arthropoda; Insecta; Lepidoptera; Bombycidae
Product: protein O-glucosyltransferase 2
Exons: 6
Coding region: 117-1613 (498 amino acids)
Cellular component (GO): endomembrane system
Molecular function (GO): glucosyltransferase activity
Source: RefSeq, a predicted model, not a curated record
GGACUUAACUUAAAAACACACUAAAUAGUUUAGUACAUAGAUUAUACACUUAAUAUAUUUGAGGUUUAGUACAUAGAUUAUACACUUGGUUUAGUAGAUGUUUAAGUUUUUGGACGAUGAAGUCGAAUAUGUACAGUUUGUUUAUUUUCUUUUUGAAAUGGCAUUUCAUCCAGUGUUCCCAAAACAACGGAGCCGGUAUUUAUUUGUCAGGACCAGGUCUAAAACCCGAUAAGAUUGUUUUGCCGGCUAGAUAUUUCUUCAUCACGUUCAGUUCUGUGGAUGAAGAGACGUACACUUCAGAUUGGGCAAGAAAUGUCGCAGUUGAAAUUAAAGGAAAAACUCAGAAAACCAACUACUGUAGAAUCUGGGUAAAUAAAUUAGACAGAAAAGAUGGGACCUUUAUUGUCCGUUACAAAAUAUAUGAAACAUGUUUUAAUUUGUCUAUUAACAUUUAUUACAAAAGUAAGAAUAUUGAAGGGUCACCAGUCACAUUCAAAGGUCCUAUUCUACCAGACCAAUGCAACUGUCCAACAAAAGAUUUGACGUCAUGGUUGACAGACUAUGGCUGCAAUAAUGUACCUGAGCAAAUUGUGAAUGACCUUAAGGCAUUUCAAGCUGUAAAUAUGACUGUAGAGGUAAAAAGAAUUGUAGAGAAGUAUCAUCAACCGGAAAGCACAAGUUUUUGUCAUUACAUUAUUAAAGGCAAUGAAAUAUUCAGAAAUUGCUAUGGUCGACAUGUGGGUUUUAAUAUGUUUGCUGACAAUAUUCUACUAUCUCUAACUAGAAAAGUUAAAUUGCCUGAUGUAGAAAUGGUCAUAAACUUAGGUGAUUGGCCAUUAAUAAAAAAAAAUACAGAACUGUUGCCAGUCUUCUCAUGGUGUGGUAGCUCACAGACAAUUGAUAUUCUUAUGCCAACCUAUGAUAUUACUGAGUCAACAUUAGAGAACAUGGGCAGGGUCACUCUGGAUAUGCUGUCUGUCCAAGGAAAUGUGGAACGACCGUGGUCACAACGUGAACCCCGAGCUAUUUGGCGAGGUCGAGACUCUCGCUUAGAACGACUUAAACUUGUUGAUAUUGCUCGAUCUCAUCCAGAUCUGUUUAAUGUAUCACUUACAAACUUUUUCUUUUUUCGUGAAAAAGAAGAGCAAUAUGGCCCAAAACAGCCCCACAUAUCGUUCUUUAAAUUCUUUGAUUAUAAAUACCUAAUAAAUGUGGAUGGAACAGUAGCUGCUUAUCGUUUCCCAUAUCUAUUAGCUGGAGGAGGACUGGUUUUAAAACAAGACUCUGAAUACUAUGAACACUUUUACCAGCAACUUCGAGAAUGGGAACAUUAUGUACCAGUUAAAAAUGAUUUGGGAGACUUAGUAGAAAAAGUUCAGUGGGCUCUCUCGAAUGAUGACAAAGCACACCAAAUUGCAAGAAAUGCAAGACAGUUUGCAAAUGACCAUUUACUUCCACAAAAUAUAAUUUGCUAUCAUGCUGCUUUGAUAUCGGAGUGGAGUAAACGAAUUUCAAACAAAAUUCAAGUCCAAAAAGGUAUGACACAUGUACCACAGUUAGAAUUUGCGUGCGAUUGCAGUAACACUGAAGAAGAGAUUCACGAUGAAUUGUGAAACAGUUUUUGAAACACCAAAUGGAACCAAACCAUAUGCAUAUAUUCAUAUAUCACUAAAUUGUUAAUAAAAAUCUCAACUGGAAUCUCAUAAAAUGUUGAAUUUUGUCAACAAAUUCAGGAUCCUAGUUGUAUAGUUAUUUACAUAGGUACAUUAUUAUAUUAUAGUGUAAUUAUAUCUUUCUUGUAAUAUUUUUAAUAUUUAAGAAAUAAAGCUAUUGUUGAUACCAAAA